This is a messenger RNA of Anopheles arabiensis, 1406 nucleotides long. Its product is annotated as dnaJ homolog subfamily C member 25 homolog. Lineage: Eukaryota; Metazoa; Arthropoda; Insecta; Diptera; Culicidae. The record is from RefSeq and is a predicted model, not a curated record. The coding region runs from base 85 to 1116 and encodes 343 amino acids. Gene Ontology annotation, cellular component: endoplasmic reticulum membrane. The transcript has a single exon. Gene Ontology annotation, biological process: protein folding.
CUCAUCUUCCGCAAACCGACCGACAACGCGUCUCGUGUCAUCCGUAAGUGUUCGACAAUCCGGCAACCGACCUGGACGCAGAGGAUGACGACGGCAGCACGACUCCUGGGCUGGUGCGUGGUGCUGCUGGGCAUCUGCGCCACGACUGGCGAUGGCCACUACCUCGACUCGUACUACUGCGGCCAGGACAACUGCUAUGAGCUGCUGGGCGUGUCGCGCGAAAGCACCAAGCAGGAGAUCGCCAAAUCGUACCGCCAGCUCGCCCGGAAGUACCAUCCGGACCUGCACCAUGGCGCGGAGCAGAAGCAGGCGGCCGAGGAAUCGUUCAAGCGGAUCGCGACCGCGUACGAGGUGCUGAAGGACGAGGAGUCGCGCAACGACUACAACUACCUGCUGGACAAUCCGCAGGCGUACUACGCGCACUUCUACCGAUACUACCGCCGGAAGGCGAAGAUUGACGUGCGGCUGGUGAUCGUGGUGACGAUAAGCAUCAUCUCCUGCAUCCAGUACGUGACGCGCUGGCAGCGGUACGAUACCGCCAUCAAGUACUUCAUGUCGCUGCCCAAGUACCGGAACAAGGCGAUGGAGAUGAUCAACCAAUCGAACGGGGGAGGCGGCGGCGGUGGCGGUGGCGGGAGUGGCAAGCAGGGCCGGAUCAAGCUGUCCAAGGCGGAGCAGCGCAAGGAGCACGACGAGCAGAUCCGGAAGGUGAUCGAGAACAACAUGGACAUCCAGGGUGCGUACGCGAAGCCGGAAAUCAAGGACAUCCUCUGGAUACAGCUGUUCCUGCUGCCGUACACGGUCGGCCGGUACCUCUGGUGGGCGGGCCGGUGGGUGUGGAAGUUUACGCUGCUGAAGCAACCGUACGGGCGCGAGGAGCAGCUCUACCUGAUCCGCCGGUACAUGCGCCUCACCGCGGUCCAGUUCGACGCGAUCGAGCCGGAAACGGUGGAGCAGUUCCUGCGGCAGCAGCUCUGGAUCAAGUCCAACUACGACCGGUGGAAGGUGGAGCAGGAGAACGAGAAGAAGAAGCAGAUGGCAGACAAUCCCCGGUACAAGGCGUACCGCCGGUACAUGAAAAAUCACGGCCCGGGCCGGCUCACGUUCGAGGAGUGAAGUGGUGGCUGGAGGUUAACCGUUUUUUCCCACUUUUGGUUAAAUAGUUUCUACGCGUUUUUCCGUUCCGUUCAUUCGGCGGCUGCAAAGAAAACACAUCUGUAAUUAUUUAUUGACAAACCCCCCAGCCCCACCAAGCGAGGCGGGGGGAGCGAAGGCGUUUUUCCGAAGCUGCUAGGAAGAAGAAGAAGUGUGGGAUGUGCGGAGGUGUGUGUGUAUGUUUUUGCGUUGAAUAAAGCUCGACGACCCUCUCGCUACUCCUGGUCGCGAUUUCCAUUUCAAACUGUAAA